AUGGAAGGUUUUGCUUUUCUUUUCCGCAUCCCCAAUGCUGCGACUCGGAACAGAGUGAUCAAACAUAAACUAUGGCAGAUUGAGGGUCAAACAAUGUUUGUUGACAAGUGGGAACCGGGAGUUAUUCCGACUAAACCGGAACUCACGGAAGCUCCGAUCUGGCUUGAACUCAGAAAGGUUCCCUUCCAGUUCUUCAACGAAGAUGGGCUAGAGAGGAUAGCUGGUCUCGUCGGUCAUCCCAAAUUCCUUCACCCGACGACGGCUAACAAAACAAAUCUGGAGGUCGCUAAAGUGUUCACUAUAAUCGACCCGAGGAAGCCACUACCCGAAGCUGUAAAUGUUCAGUUUGAGUCCGGUGAGAUUUCCAGAGUCUUAGUUUCGAGCCCGUGGAUGCCUCCAGUGUGUGAUACAUGCAAGGAGAUUGGUCACACUGCCAAGAGAUGUCCACAAAAGCCUAAAACCUGCUCUGUCUGUGAUUCUUCUGCUCACUUAACGGCUAACUGUCCGCAAAAACAGAGUCACAAAGCUCCGGGGAAAAAGACCAGGAGAGGCAGGUCUAAAUCGAAGGAGAAACAACAAUGGAUAGUGGUUGACCCAUCUGCCUCUGCCUCCAACAAAACGGUCCCGCCUGUUCAGAAACAAGCUCUGCUGCCGCCUACUCUUCCCGUUAAUCCUCAGAAACCGCAGACACAGCUUGAGUUGAUGGAGCCUAAUCAUCAGACACAGCUAGGCACAAGGAAAGAUUAUUGUGUAGGUGAGACGAGCGGUACUUCUUGUAAGGAAAUGCCGGUUCUCCCUAGGAGUUGUUCAGGUAUCUCGAGAUCCUCUCACUCUGAUGUUCAACCAGAUUCUUCAGAUGUGGAAUCCUCGGACUCGGAAUUGGAGGAAGGGGAAUUUAGCAGGUUCGAGCCUGAUUUUGAGGUUGUCAAUAACAAGAAGCGUUUCUCUGGUCUGAAAGGAAAGCGGGGCAAGGGCUCCAAACCCAACUAA
This is a messenger RNA of Raphanus sativus (radish), 990 nucleotides long. RefSeq lists its product as uncharacterized. NCBI's taxonomy places the organism in Eukaryota, Viridiplantae, Streptophyta, Magnoliopsida, Brassicales, Brassicaceae. Gene Ontology annotation, molecular function: zinc ion binding; nucleic acid binding. The transcript has a single exon. The coding region runs from base 1 to 990 and encodes 329 amino acids. The record is from RefSeq and is a predicted model, not a curated record.